Messenger RNA from Eurytemora carolleeae, 2061 nucleotides. Its product is annotated as sodium channel protein para. The transcript is spliced from 16 exons. NCBI's taxonomy places the organism in Eukaryota, Metazoa, Arthropoda, Copepoda, Calanoida, Temoridae. Gene Ontology annotation, biological process: neuronal action potential; sodium ion transmembrane transport; membrane depolarization during action potential. The record is from RefSeq and is a predicted model, not a curated record. Bases 1 to 2061 code for a protein of 686 amino acids. Gene Ontology annotation, cellular component: voltage-gated sodium channel complex; plasma membrane. Gene Ontology annotation, molecular function: voltage-gated sodium channel activity.
AUGAAGUUAUUUAACAAACAUGUUUCUUCAUGUUCAUGCAAAAAUAUUGCAGAAUUCGGAGACUCUGCGCGUGCGCGAAAACUGUACGCGGCAGACUCGGACGAUGACGAGGAAGAGGAACUGGAAGCAAACCCCAAGCUCGCGGCAGGAAAUGACCUACCACGACGCUACGGGGAGUUUCCCCUGGAAUUUGCCUCUACACCUAUCUGCGAUAUUGAUCCAUAUUACGCCCAUAAGAAAACAUUUAUCGUUAUCAGCAAAGGGAACACAAUAUACAGGUUCUCUGCUGAGAAGGCAAUGUGGCUCCUUUCUCCCUUUCAUCCCGUCCGAAGAAUCGCCAUCCAUGUUUUGAGUCAUCCUUUGUUCUCAUUCGCGAUCAUCUGCACCAUCCUUGUCAACUGCUACGUUAUGAUUGAGAAGGACACUGAGUACACUGCUUCAACAGAGGUCGUCUUUACCGCUAUAUACACAUAUGAAAGUGCAGUCAAAUUGCUAAGCAGAGGGUUCGCUCUGGAAGGAUUUACUUACUUGAGAGAUGCCUGGAAUUGGCUUGAUUUUGCAGUCAUAGGCAUGAGCUACGUGACAAUCGCCAUAGAUUUGGGUAGCUUCAGUGCCCUCAGGACGUUUCGUGUGUUCCGAGCUCUGAAAUCUGUUGCUGUUAUACCGGGGCUAAAGACGAUCGUGUCGGCUAUAGUUUACUCGGUCAAGAACCUCAGAGAUGUGAUCAUACUGACUAUUUUCGCGCUUGCGGUCUUUGCGCUUUUAGGUUUGCAAAUUUAUAUGGGAACACUCUCACAGAAGUGUGUACGGCAGUGGCCUUAUGAUGACGAAGAAGAAUCCCAGCUAUGGGGAAAUUUUAGUGAUGAGUCCUGGGACUACUUUAUGCACAAUGAGACUAAUUGGUGGAGGGACGCUGAUGAUAAUUUUGGAAUGUGUGGGAACAAUUCUGGAGCUGGUAAAUGUCCAGACGGUUUUAUCUGCUUAGCUGGGUAUGGACCGAACCCUAACUAUGGCUACACCAGCUUUGAUAAUUUUGUGACAGCAUACCUUUGUGCCUUCAGACUCAUGACACAGGAUUAUUGGGAGAAUUUAUACCAGAUCACUCUGAUGACGAGUGGUCCGUACCAUAUUCUCUUCUUUAUCUUCAACAUUUUCCUCGGUUCCUUCUACCUCAUUAAUCUCAUCCUUGCUAUUGUCGCCAUGUCCUAUGAUGAACUGCAGAGACAGGCGGAAGAGGAAACAGCCAGGGAGUUUGAGGAGUUAGAAGCUAUUAAAGAAGCAGAGGAGGCUGCUUUGGCGGAAGCUGAAGCAGCCGCUGCUGAAGCCGCUAUGGAGGCGGCAAUGGACUUCGCGGAAGAUUUUGAAGACGAUAAAGGCGGAGGUGCAGGAAUCUCAGAACAACUCUCUCAUUCUCACAUACCAGAAUCUAAUCUCCAAUCCCCUAGUAAAGAAUCAGUAUCAUUUCCUUCGAAGUAUCCAACUAAAAGUAUUGAAGGGAUGGAGGGUAUGGACCCCGAAGGGAAUACAGAUAGAUUAAGCGUUCGCUCUGCCACCCUCAGCCUCUACAAGUCCGAAGAGAGCCUGGAAAGGCCGAAUGGGAAGAGUUUGCCAGCCUCACCAUUUAUCAGACGUCCUUCUAAAAGUAAUUCAUUCCAUUCGCAUGUCCGGCUCCCAGAGAAAUAUGAUUCUAGAAAACCCCUAGUCCUCUUCACAUACCUAGAUGCUCAAGAACACCUUCCAUACGCCGAUGAUUCAACGGCGGUAACGCCUAAAUCUGAGAUGAAUGGGGGUAUAAUCGUUGAUACACCAACAAAAAUGGGAUUGAGUCGGAAGUACUCCUACAACUCCCACACUGGAAAGGACUCCUACACCUCGCAUACAGAUCUCCGGUAUCCUGGAACUAAAACUGGAACUCUUCAAUCCAGGAUGGCUCUAAUGUUUGCUGAAGGGAAGCCUAACACUAUCCACCUGGAUCCUAUCACUAGUCAACCUGACAGGGAGAUCAUUUAUUUAAUUCAGAACUUUUACCUUUUUCAUUUUGUCAAUGUUGUCAAAAUAUGA